UUAUGUUACUCAGUCAUGCGUUGAGAAGGUGAGUUGAACAUGGCGGAGGCGCUACACUUUCGGAGCGAAGGCAAAUUAGCAAUACGUCUCGGCUUCAUUAAAAAAAUGAAUAACUUAAAUUGAUUGCAAGACUAGUGUUUAACCAAAAAAAAAAAUGAAUUCCGUUUCCUGUCUUUCGUUUUGUAUAGCAGCAGUUCUUCUCCUGUGUUCGUUAUACAUCGAAGGAAAACCAUCAUCAAUUAAAGCAAAAAAAAUGAAACCUUUUGAGCUACGAAAAUUUAAAACUUUUAAAAAGAUUUCGAUGAAACCAUUUCCAGUAUUACAAACACGUUCAUCAAGUGGCUCUCACCAGAAUCAUAGCUCAUUAAAUAAAUUGGACAACCACAAGCCUUCUAAUGACAGUUUGGUUACAAUAAACCAUUCUAUUUUAAAUAAAACUACUUUGAAACACGCCAAUAAAGAGAAAGCUAAACAAAAUAUUGAAGUAAAAAAUGACGAAAGUAAUGUUGAAAGUGGUUCAGGAGAUGAAAGUGGAGAUAAUGACGUGGAAAAUGAAAAUGAAAAUAUAAAAACAACUGCAAAAAAUUUAAUUGAAAAUUAUUCAGACGAUCAUAAAAAUGUAUUUUUAGACAACUUUUAUAAAGCGGUGGAAAAUUCGAAGAUAAAAGGAAAAAAUGAAAUAACAAGCCACAUAAUCGAAACAAACUUAGGCGUUUUACAACCAAGAGCAUUACCAACCACAUACAAUACCAAUCUGACCAUUGAAAAUUCUGUACAUAGCUAUGCAACAUUCAAAUCCAACAUUCAUCUAAAGCCAAGUAGUUCAAUCCAACAACGUGGUUUACUAAGUGAUGCAUUAAAAAAUGCUAAUUUUUCAAUACAAAAUUCUGUUCAUACUUACAUGGUAAAAAAAUCAAACUCAAAACCAAAUAAAAAAGAAAAGUUUGUACCCCUCGAUCCUGUUGAUGUUGUUGGUGUUAAAAGAGAUAACGAUCCAAUUGAGAAAAGAGAAAAUUAUCCAAUAGAGAAAGAAAGAAAUUUCAUGUUAAAAGGAAAAAAUCCAAGUGAUGUGGCAGCUGAAAUUGAAAUGAACGAUAAAGCUCUUAUUCCGUUAUUAUCAUCCGCAUCUCCUAAAGAAUUGCGAUUAGAUUCUGAAACACCAAAUGAGGAAACACAAGACCAUAGAUCAAGAGGAAAAUAUGGGUUGCCUUUUGAAGGAGGUCACGAAUCAAACUAUGGAAAACGAGAUGAUUCCCGUCAUCAUGAUGGUAACCAUGAAGAUCAUGAAAUUGUCGAAGACAACGCUAAUGAAGGUAGUCAUUAUAUCAGAGAAGAUAGUCAGCAACAGAGAAAAGAAGGACAUUACUACCCUGAUAGCGAUGAAGAAUACCGUAAAAAAGAUUCAAAAGAAAGUUUUUAUGAUAACCCUCAUACAAGAGAUAAAGGAGAUGCGCAUGAUUACCAAGAAUCUGUUAGUAAUAAUAGAGAUAAAUACAAUAGUAAUCAAGAAGAAGAACGUAUUCAAAAUGAUAUGUCCUACCAUCGGGAAAACAAUGAUCACGAAGAUGAUGAUCGUGAUCACCAAAAAAAAUUUGACGACGACAGUUACAAUGAAAGAAAACGAGACCACGAUUAUCGCGAUAAUGAUUACAAAGAAAAAGAUUAUCACGAUAUUUCUGAUAAAUCUUUUCAUAACAAAAAGGCCAAAAAUAAUUAUUACGAAGAUAAGUGCGAUGACAAAGAAAAAAGGAAUAACAUAUGUAGAAACAGCGGCAACGACGCAAUAGGCGUACCAAUGACAGCACAAGACUCAGCUAUGACAUCACUAGACGAACAAGUAUUACAGUUCCAACGUGACUCAUUAUACUCAAUAAACUCAGACAUUUCAGAGAGACCUGCAACUAUAGGAUCGCAUCAUGAUAUUGUUCAAAUAGGUCCUGAUCCAAAUUUAAGCGAAGCCAAACUUGUAAACAAUGAUGCUCGUGAUUUAAAAGAUGAUCGUUUGAUUGGAAAACAAAGUCAUAAAUAUGAUGAUAUUGUAGCACCUACUUUGUCCUUAUUAGCAAACCAAAAUAAUAAUUUUAAUGAAGUUGAUGACGUUGUCCAUAGUCCUGCAGGCUCUAUAAAUUCACUCAAUGAUAUUUCAGGAAUGAAAACUCCAACUUUUAACAGAAAAGAUCUGUCUAUAGAAGAAGAAAAGCAAAAAGUUUCUUCUAAUAACGAUUUUUAUCAAGAUGGAGUCUCUGCUUUUUCAGAAAUCAAGAGUAAAGCAAGCAACUCAGAUGAUCUGCUUAAUGUUGGUAACAAUGAUAAAUCGUUUUUCAAUAAGCGAGUAUCAUCUGAUUUUCACCAACCAUCUUUUGAUAGUAAGGAUAACACUCUUGGAUCUCGGCGAUCAACCAAAACUAAUAAAGAUGAUUACUAUAAAGAAGAUUUCGGACAAAAUUUCGGACAACAAAAUAACGUUGAAGAAAUAUACCCAUUCAACCAAAUGAAUAACAGAGGAGAGCAAAGCUUUCAUAAUCAUUUGGAUGUAAACAACUUUAGAGAAAACAAUGAAAAGAAAAAUUGGUAUGAUGGAGAACCACAUAAUCAUCUUAACACAAAAAAACUAUUAAAAAACUUUAGUCCCAAAAAUCAUUUACACCCAGAUGUCACUUCUUAUGAUUCCGCCCCUUAUCCGCCUUCAAAGCAUUAUUCUCAAAUGGUUGAUAAACCUCCAACUGCAGGUGACCAAUAUCAUCCUUUGAGCAAAUCAACGCAUUUGACAGCAACAUUACAAAACUAUGGAAAAGGUGGUCAAACACUUAGACAGAGAAUGAGUAACGGUCAAGAAAUUGAACUGAGUAACAGAGACUAUGCUGACUAUUACCACGAGCAUUUAGGUGAAUAUCUCAAACAAGCUAACUACGAUUACAAAAUUUUAGGGUUACAAAUGAGCGACUUUGGUCUAGAACAGCUUCUUUCACGAAGAAAAUUUCAAAAUAUCAAUAACCAAACUUUGCUAACAAAAGUAGAUGUACUUCAAAAGUUACAUGACAACUCUUCAAGUACAUUGAUAAAUGACGUCGACAAUACAACGGUUUUAUCGGAUGUUGAUAACGAUACUGUUUUAGCGCCUGAAAUAAAAAAUGAUUUAACAAAAUUUAACAACGACUUAGUUAACGUUUUUAAUCAAACCGAACAUCUUUUUAAUGAAGGGAGUCGUAACAAAACCGUAAAUAACGUUUUAAAUAUUAAACUUGAAAACGUAAAUUUAAAACAAAAAAACGAAACUUCUAACAUUAAUUCUACUAUGACAGAUUUUCACAAAAAAGAAAAGCACGGAGUUCGAAAAGCUACUAUACCAAAAAAACGUAAAUAUUUAUUUUAGAACUAUAAUUAGCUGUUGUAACUGAAUCUUCGGAGUUUUUUUAAAACUUCUGUAAAUUGCUCUUCGUUGACAGAAAAGUAGUUAAUUUCAAAUAAGAGUUGUUCAGCGAACCAGAGAGAAAACUAAUUAUGUUGUUGGCUAUGUUACUCUUAAAAAUUUCAAAAUAUAGUUUAACUGUGAGAUAAAAAGUGAAUGGACAAAAAACAGCUUUAAGAUUUAAGAUGUUGUACAUGGUGGUGUUUUUCGUUUUGACUGAUUCAAUCAAAUCAAAAAGAGUUCAAACUGAUUUUGCCCAUCAAAUGAUACCUUAUAACGCAAUUGAAAUAAACUAACACGGAUUAAUUUAUUAUAAAUAUGCACUGCUAAUUAAUUAAUGACAAACAUUUAUACUAAUUAACAACGAAACACGUCAAUGCAUGUAAAAUAUUAACAGAUAAACUUUACUAAUAAUUGAUUUUUACUAAUA
Molecule: messenger RNA, 3839 nt
Organism: Hydra vulgaris (swiftwater hydra)
Lineage: Eukaryota; Metazoa; Cnidaria; Hydrozoa; Anthoathecata; Hydridae
Product: protein PFC0760c
Source: RefSeq, a predicted model, not a curated record